CAACAGCGAUUGCAGUUCCUCUCAAUGAAAAAGGCCCUCGGGCCCCUCCAUCGCCUCUUUAUAUCCACAGAGGAAAUGUAAUAUUGCCAGGUAGACCCCGCGCGGCGCAGAUCGGAGUCGUGUAGAGUAAACUGUGCUACUGACGAGCAGGUCGCAGACAGGCGAGCCGAGACAGACAGACGACAGGGUAGCGGUCACGGGCAGCUGCCGCCCAGGUCUACAUAGAUGUCUUUACUCAAAGCUUCAGUGUCAUCCGACUGCUACAGUCACCAUCGUUGCGCCUUCAGUAUACCGAUGUUUCUCGCCGAUCCGUCGUACGAGUGCCUGAUGAGAGAGCGGCAGGCGGCGGGGGGAUGGAACGCGCAGGCAGGCCCCGCCACCUCAGAGAAAGACUUCUCAGCGCCGUCUAUCCACUCCGUCACCAAGCCAGUAGUCGAUGUAGCCAGUGUGCAUGCACAGACAAGGAACAUGCAAGUGACAGAUCCGUACCAGCUGUUCGCACCCAUCACCAGUCGGCUGUGCAGCCAAGGUUCAGGCCAGAUCCAGCUGUGGCAGUUCCUCCUGGAGCUCUUGUCUGACGCCGCCAACGCCAACUGCAUCACCUGGGAGGGAACCAACGGCGAGUUCAAGAUGACGGACCCUGACGAGGUGGCGCGGCGCUGGGGGGAGCGCAAGAGCAAACCCAACAUGAACUACGACAAGCUCAGCCGCGCACUGCGCUACUACUACGACAAGAACAUCAUGACCAAAGUGCACGGCAAGAGGUACGCCUACAAGUUUGACUUCCACGGACUGGCCCAGGCUGCCCAGGCAGCGGCGGGCGGUAUUGCCUCCCCGUACAAGUUCCACACAGAACUGUCCUACCUGCCCGGGUACCCACACGGGCCCAAACUGAACUUCAUGGGGGGACAUAUCCCGUCGUCCUCUGCGAACCUGUUCGCGUCGCCAUCUUCCUACUGGUCCUCCACAGCAGCGGCCAACAUCUACCAGAACCAUGGCAUGACGUCACAUCCGGGACACCUAAGUUCUUAUUACCCUUAAAACAUUCGCUUUCUUUUGUAUAAUCUCCCCAGAAAUGAGAACCACGUGAUAACCACAAUCUCACGAGAUCUAUAGUCCAAACGUAGUGAUCGAAAGCGGGACCUUUCAGAACCGUACGAAGAAACACUGAUUCAUAAACAUGACGGCACAUUACGGGCUGACCUGGAUUGUUUUCUUUCAGGUGGUGUAGAAAGGCAUUGCGCAUGCCAACGCCCAUAAGGGUGUAUAAUCGUGAGGCUCGAAGGUCAUGUUUGCCGUGAAAACAUGUUGACAAAGUCAAAAGUUGACUGUAUACUUAGAAGUCUGAGAAGUGUAACUUCAAAAGUUCAGAAAUAUAAUUCUUUCUAUUUGUGGGACCAAGUUGUAAAAAGAACGAGCAUGGGGAUGUGGGUGAGAAUCAAAGAUUUUAAUCUACGACAGACCGGAGUAUUGUUUAUUUCUGUAGUAGGAGCUUGGAUCUUAUUUCGUUCUCUAAACUGUAUACACAAGGUCUCUUAAAGUAAAUUAUGUUUGUAAGAUGCAUUGGCUCAAUUUCUUUAAGGACGUAAAAGCGUAACUUUAGUAGAACACAACUCGGAGUAUCAGUAGUACAAUGUAAAAUACCAUGUAUGUCUGUAAGUAUAGCUAUUACGGGAAAAGAAUGUUUACCAAGUCUAUUCUGUUGCAACAUGUCCUUGUCAAUGAUUUUCCUGUUCUGUUGACCCGUCAUUAUACAUAUAUUGAACACUAAACCUUGUGCAGACAUUCUUUA
Messenger RNA from Branchiostoma floridae (Florida lancelet), 1792 nucleotides. RefSeq names its product transcriptional regulator ERG homolog. Gene Ontology annotation, molecular function: sequence-specific DNA binding; DNA-binding transcription factor activity, RNA polymerase II-specific. Gene Ontology annotation, cellular component: nucleus. The coding region runs from base 226 to 1041 and encodes 271 amino acids. The record is from RefSeq and is a predicted model, not a curated record. Lineage: Eukaryota; Metazoa; Chordata; Leptocardii; Amphioxiformes; Branchiostomatidae. The transcript is spliced from 5 exons. Gene Ontology annotation, biological process: cell differentiation; regulation of transcription by RNA polymerase II.